Molecule: messenger RNA, 4841 nt
Organism: Rattus norvegicus (Norway rat)
Lineage: Eukaryota; Metazoa; Chordata; Mammalia; Rodentia; Muridae
Gene: Ankrd34a
Product: ankyrin repeat domain 34A
Source: RefSeq, a predicted model, not a curated record
UUUUAUAUAUGUGAGCACACUGUAGCUGUCUUUAGACACACAGAAGAGGGCAUCAGAUCCCAUUACAGAUGGUUGUGAGCCACCAUGUGGUUGCUGGGAAUUGAACUCAGGACCUCUGGAAGAGCAGUCAGUGCUCUUAACUGCUGAGCCAUCUCUCCAGCCCCCAAAUACUUAAUCUUUAAAAGAUUUUUUUUCCCUAAAGACAGGUUCUGGCUACUCAGUCUAGACUGGCCUUGAACUCUUGAUACUCUUGACUCUGCUACCGUGGUCAGGCCCCAAAUGCCCAGUCCUGUGAAUUGUUGCUAUGUCUGAGAAGUGGGGGAGGGAAAGGCUCUUGGGAUCAGAGAAGUCACUGGGGAGAGAAGGUGGGAAUCCAGUGGGCUUUUUUGUUUUUUUCUUUCUGCGCUUUGCACUGCCCUUCAAGCCCCUUCAAGGGAAUGGUGUGGAGUAGAAAGAGUCAUCCUGGGUUGGGGAUUUAGCUCAGUGGUAGAGCGCUUGCCUAGCAAGCGCAAGGCCCUGGGUUCGGUCCCCAGCUCCGAAAAAAAGAAAAGAAAAAAAAAAAGUCAUCCUUUCACGGAGUAGAAGUAAAUGGAAAUACUUCAGGAUGGAGAUAAAACUAGGAGUUAGUCAACAUGAAUAUGCCAGAGGUCAGAGAAAAUGCUUGUGGAUGACACAUACUCGGUUUUUGGAAUAGUACAAAAACAUAGCAAUGAAACUUUGGGGAACUUGCUUAACCUGAUUUGUUGCAAGAAGACAAUAGUUCCCACCUCAUAGAGUUCUGAGGGUCGGAGAUGAUGUACGUAUGCAAAGCACUCAGCACACUUCAAUAGCUAGUAAAAGUGGGUGUUUUCCCUACAACUUUCUCCUCCUUUACCAGUAACGUCUUUUUUUGCAUCUACAUGAGGCAUCCACCAUUUGAGUCCUCUAGGAACCUUCGUGAGCUUAGUACCCUUAGUACCCAUCCGAUGCCCCCACUUCCCUUGGUACCUUCCAGCUGGACACAAACUCAUCCCUAAACUAUGCAGAUGGAAGCCUUGGUAACCAUGGAGACAGGGCAGGUGGCACGGAGAGGCAGAGGCAGUGAGCAACAGAUAGGAAGAGACAAGGAGUGAUUCAGGCAGGGACCUUCAAGGGAGAAGGAAGAAUGAGUCCAAGGGGUAAAGAGAUGUAAUGAAAGAACCCAUGCAACAGGGUACGGUCGUCACUCUGUCUUUUUUCUACCUCCUAUAUACAUCCCUUAAAAUACUGUAAAGAGGGAGUUUAAGAAUGCCCCCUGCCCUAAAAAUUCCCUGGGAAAACCUCCUUCCUUACAUUCCUAAGGGACCCAAGGGAAAUGAGAUCCAAGUGUCUCUAUGGUGUGUGAUGUUUGAGGGGGUGCAGCGGGGAUAUUCUGCUAAUUCCAGUCUAUACUUUCCCUGAUAUUUAAACUAUGGGAAGGGAGCCACAUCUCCUGCUUCUCUGCUCUGUGUGGACGCCGCUGCAGAUCCCAACCGCCUCCCUACACCCCUCUGCACAGUGUGCCAUAUGCCGUGUGUGGCAGUCAGGUCUGGCAUACCGGAGCUCAUGGAGAUGUUGAAGAUCAACGGAGAAUCUGGAUGGUUCCUGAAUGGGUCGCGGGAGAGUCCCCUAAGGAGCGCUUAGGAUUUAUAGGUUUAUAUGUGUGCGCAUGGGGGUGGGGAGCGGAUUGGUGCCGGACGCCCCCACCCGCAGAGACUGGGCUAUAAAUAGUACAGAAGAGCUCCGCCCCCAACCCCCCUUCUCUCCUCCGGAGCCGGCGCUGUGCCCGGGGCGCACCGGGAGGAGGGACCAGGAUCCAGCGCUGGGGCGCAGAUACUGACACCAAGGGAAUCCGGGUGCCCCCCCACGCCAUGUGGGCCCCUAGGUACCCGGCUCCUCCACCCCAGAGGCCCCCAUGGCCCCGGCCUCAAUCCUGGCCAGGCAGAGAUUAUGCGGACAUUCAGGUCCCAAUUGCAAGCUGCUCCCCACCGCCACAUUCAAUUUUGGGGGAUGUGGCAAUCUAAAAGAGGGAUAGGCUUCACUACCAAGACCUCAGGCCUCUCCCAACCACCACCCAUCCAUACUCCUAGAUAUCUUCGGCAGGUCCUAGUCCCGGCUCCAUCGGUGCUUUUGCCCGAGCCGCAGCUAUGCUGCACACCGAGGGCCACGCUCUUCUUCGGGCUGUGGGACAGGGUAAGCUACGCUUGGCCCGUUUGCUUCUGGAGGGAGGAGCCUACGUGAAUGAGGGUGAUGCCCAGGGGGAGACUGCGCUAAUGGCGGCCUGUAGGGCCCGUUACGACGACCCUCAGAACAAGGCGCGAAUGGUACGCUAUCUCUUGGAGCAAGGCGCGGAUCCCAACAUCGCAGACCGUUUAGGACGCACCGCGCUCAUGCAUGCUUGCGCCGGGGGUGGGGGAGCCGCAGUAGCCUCUCUGCUCCUUGCCCACGGCGCAGACCCCUCAGUCCGAGAUCACGCUGGCGCCUCGGCGCUUGUCCACGCCCUGGACCGCGGGGACCGCGAGACCCUUGCCACACUGCUGGACGCCUGCAAGGCCAAGGGCACGGAGGUCAUCAUCAUAACCACGGAUACCUCGCCCUCGGGCACCAAGAAGACCAGGCAGUAUCUUAAUUCCCCACCGUCCCCGGGGGUAGAGGACCCUGCACCCGCUCCUCCUAGUCCAGGGGUCUGCACGUCGCCUUCAGAAGUCCAACUACAGACUGCAGGAGGAGGACGCGGGUUGUUAUCCCCUCGAGCCCAGGAAGAAGAGGAGAAAAGAGACGUCUUUGAAUUUCCUCUUCCUAAGUCCCCUGAUGACCCUUCCCCUUCCGAGCCUCUCCCCAAGCCACCUCGACAUCCUCCAAAACCACUUAAAAGGCUCAACUCCGAGCCCUGGGGCCUUGUGGCUCCUCCUCAACCGGUCCCUCCUGCGGAAGGGAGGCCGGGCUUGGAGCGUCUGGCCGCUGAAUUCAAUGGCUUGACCCUGACCGGUAGACCGCGUCUUUCUCGGCGUCACAGCACUGAAGGCCCGGAGGACCCGCCCCCAUGGGCGGAGAAAGUGACGGGUGGGGGUCCUCUCUCGCGCCGAAACACUGCGCCCGAGGCUCAGGAGUCUGGUCUUCCUUCAGGGCUAAGGCAAAAACUGAGCCGCAUGGAGUCUGUGGAGCUCGACACCCCUGGACAUUUUUGCCCUGACUCCCCCGAGUCCAGCCGCUUAUCCCUGGAGCGCCGGCGCUACAGCGCCUCUCCGCUGACCCUCCCUCCAGCGGGCUCAGUUUCCUCCCCACGCCAGUCCCAGGAAAGUCUGCCGGGGGCUGUAUCCCCGCUGAGCGGACGGAGGCGGAGUCCAGGGCUGCUAGAGCGGAGGGGCUCCGGGACCUUGCUCCUGGACCACAUCUCGCAAACACGACCGGGUUUCUUGCCUCCUCUCAACGUCAGUCCCCACCCUCCUAUCCCAGAUAUUCGUCCCCAACCCGGAGGUCGGGCACCCUCACUGCCUGCCCCUCCACACUCUGGGGCACCAGGGUCUCCCAGGACCAAGCGCAAGUUGGUGAGACGCCACUCCAUGCAGACUGAGCAGAUUCGCCUGCUAGGGGGGUUCCAGAGUCUAGGCGGGCCUGGGGAACCAGGGCGCUGAAAGAAAUGAGGGUCUCCAAGGAGGGGGAGGGUAAGGACCCUGAUAGAGGGAGAACCAGCUGAUACCUCGGACACGGGAUCUCUUGCAUGUGCUCCUGGCACUGUGCACGCACACAUGGGUAAGCAUGUGUCCAAAUGCACAGUACACUUACUAGCGAGGAAGGAUAAAUACUGUGUUUACUGGGCGUAUAGACCCACACAUUCAUGCCCUGGUCAUUUCACAAGUACAUGGGAUCACUUGGGAACCCGUAGGCACAGCACACCAACAAACAGAGGACCACUUGUGCUGGGGUCCCAGGCUCACAUUUGUUCAGAAGCAGCAGGGACCCUCCACUCAUGGCUGGUCUCCUGUAUCUUUGCCCUCCUGAAUAAGCAAUCCCUCGCUUUCCAUGUAUGCCCUGCAGCGUGGCCUACCAUACCUUGCUUUCUCUUCAUGACUAUCUCACCCCAGUCUGCAGGCCUUGCUUCUCCAUGCCUGGCUCCUCGCUCACACCCUGCCUCCAUCCGCUUUUCAGGAUGUCUUCUUCACUGUUCUUGGGGUUCCUGAAGCAGCUCCCCAUCUCAGUUCUGUUGCUGCCUUUCAUGCCCUCCACUUCUCAAUUUCCUGCUUUUUAGUUUUUAUUCCCUCCCCCGUGCCCCGCCCCUCAACACACACACACACACGCACACGCACGCACACGCACGCACACACGCACACACACACACCACUACAGAUUGUCUUGUUUACCCCAGGGGUUAUGUCAUGGGCUCAAAGUUGCUCUUCUGUGUGUCUGAGCUUAUGAACAUGCCCCCCUCCCACAGGUAGAAGUGGGGAGCAAGCCUAAGUCUGUCCUCUUACUACUUGACAUGUCAAAUAAAUGUGUUCAGAAGUCUGUUUUGUCACUGCUGCCGAAGGUGUGGGCUGGGGGGGUAAAGAGAGGGAACGGGAGAGUGCUGCUUACAGUCGAAACUACUCAGGGAGCGAAUCUAGAGGUUACAGCUACCUUCUUUCCAGGGACCAGCUGACCAGUAGUGUUUGUAGAAGAAAAGGCAAAUAGGUUCUGUGUUCUGAAGGUUUGAGGGCAUUUGGUAAGCCUUCCUCCAGCCUCCACAUGUCUGAUCUUUAAUGAUAAAAGAUUCUUGAAGUGUCCCCUGAUCCUUAAGCAGAUGUGACUUCCUAUGUCUUCACCACAUGGAUUUUGUUGUUUUAAAUACAGGGUUUAAUUUCAUU